Molecule: messenger RNA, 478 nt
Organism: Ilex paraguariensis (yerba mate)
Lineage: Eukaryota; Viridiplantae; Streptophyta; Magnoliopsida; Aquifoliales; Aquifoliaceae
Source: the annotation of a GenBank genome assembly
UUCUUUUCUUUUGGAAUUUUGCAGGAGUAGAGGUUGAUUUGUGAUAUGAGAAGGACUACACGUUUGCUUUGGGGUUUAUGAGUGCUAAUUUAGGUAGAGAUUUUGAUGUUUAUGGGAGAAGAAGAUUGUGGACUUGUUUCUGCCAAAGGAAAAGCAAAAGCAAUCUAUACGAGGUUGUGGUGUGUUUGGAAGGAUAUAAUAUAGGUUCUGAUGGGUUUUGAGGGUUGGGUUUGUUGAAGCUUUGAAGAUAUAGUUUGGGAAGUAGUUUUCUGGGCUAAUGAGUCGAGAAUUAAAGAAAGUGAAGCAGGACAAGGGCUCUGAUGCUGCCGAGAAGGUGGUUGUCGCCGUUAAGGCGUCGAAGGAAAUUCCUCGGACAGCUUUGGUGUGGGCUUUGACUCAUGUUGUUCAACCUGGGGUUUGCAUCACAUUGCUUGUGGUGGUUCCUUCGCAAAGUGCCGGAGUAGAGGUUGAUUUGUGA